AUGAACGUCCUUGAAAGCCAAGUUACCGACCUCAACUCCCUUGUCGAAAGCCCCAUCGCGACCGUAUCAGGCAUCAUGAAUGGCCAGCGGCACACCUCCAGUGCGGAGAGUCCCGCGGAUGCUGCUGGAGAGGGCGGAAAGAAAAGAAAACCGGACGAUUCCCCCAGUGUCAACGGCACUACCCAUACGAGGGCGAAGAGGAAUCGGUAUAUUUCAAUUGCUUGUAAUGAAUGCAAGCGGCGCAAAAUCAAGUGCAACGGAAAUACGCCCUGCCAACGAUGCGGAAACCUCAAUCUCGAAUGUCAAUACGCGCCCAAUUGCUGCAGCAAUGGCUUCAAAGACUCGGAAGAAUUCCGUCAGAUGAAUGCCCAGCUGGCCUCGCUUCAGGAACAAGUGGACAGUCUAUACGCGAAUUUAAAUGCUCUGAGGGCAAGCGGGGAUGCUAUGGCCUUUGUGCCUCCAUCGGAGAGGUCAAUGUCAAUGUCACAGACUCCGAAUGUACAGCCUAUUUCUCCUAUAGACAAGUAUCGACCCCCACCGCCGAAGCAUCGUUCAUAUCGCGGCCCCACGAGCUCCGCAUUCAGUCUUGAUGUUGCGAAGAACACACUGCAUAGUAUGGGAUAUCAAGGGCUUGGUGUAGAUGAGGGAAUGAUGACCCAAGAUGCUACUCCCCUCGCCUCUCCUCCAGCAAUCCAACCGCCACCUCUGCCUAAUACCAACAGUAAUCCUAGCAAAGAUCCUCUCUGGUCACUGAGUAAGGAAGAAAUGAUCCGACUCUGUCGGGUCUACGAAGAAGAAAUGGGUAUCAUGUACCCGGUGGUAGACAUCGACCAAACCAUCAUCCACGGAACGAAUCUCUACGAGUAUCUUGGGGCAGCCGUACGGAACGGUCUUGUCACCCCGUCACCUCCGGGCAAAGGAAUAAACGACGAACAAUCUCUUGCCUUGAAAAUGGUGCUGGCGUCUGCGACGUUGACCGAGGGUAAUGGCCAGAGUGAAAUUGGGUAUCGUUUGUUUGAAAGUGUUAGGGAGGCUGCGGAUCGGAUUUUGCACAGCGAGGCAAUUGAAGUCAAAAAUCUCUCGUUCCUCGUUCUUGUGGCCAUAUACCAUUUUCAUUGUGAUCAAGAAGCGCUAGCAUGGCGUAUAAUCGGGCAGGUUGCUCGAAUGUGCAUCGAGUUAGGCUUACAUCGGCGGGAUUCCCUUUUCAAGAUAAUACCGAACGCGGCAGAACGCUCGAACGCCAUCAAAUUAUUCUGGUCUAUCUACGUUCUGGAUAGACGGUGGAGCUUUGGAACUGGUCUGCCAUUUGCCUUGCAAGAUGCUGAUAUUGACCCUAACUUGCCGGAACCUGAACUGGGUAUUCAAUAUCUCAACGUAAUGAUCGCGUACUCCCGGAUCGGCUCCAAGGUUUGGCGAUCAGUCUGUUCCUUCUCACCCAACCCCAAUCCCAUAAACAUUGAAGAAAUCGGAUAUCUCGACUACCAAAUAAACCAAUGGCAGAAGAACAUCCCCCAGGACCUGCAACUCCCCACAGCUGCCUCGCCACAACCAGCAUCUCGCGCAAUCCGUCGUCUCCAAAUCCUCCUCUACCUCCGUACCAAUCAAAUGCGCAUCCUGAUCUACCGCCCUGUCCUCCACAGCGCCGUCUCCAUCCAAGAAAACCACUCGUACGCCACGACUGUCGUCUCCCUCGCCAAAGAUACUAUUCGCGCUCUCACACACCUAAAUCGAACGUCAGACAUCUACAGUACCCAGCAAGUCUGCUUCAACUACUUCCUCACCUCCGCCAUCGCCGUGCUAUUCCUUGCCUCUUGCCAUGCACCUGUCCAUUUUAGUUCGUUCUGUAGAGAGGAAUUCUACAUGGCGCUUGAUCUUGUUAAGGGGUUUAGUAAUAAAUCUUGGAUUAGCAAGAGGUUAUGGAGAACUAUCAAGGGACUUAAGGAAAUUGGACCGAAACUAGGGCUUGUGAGCGAUGUGAGAACCGAAGAGGAGGAUCCGCAUUCCUCUGCUGCACUUGCGAUGGCUGGCCUGGCUGGACAUGAGAUUUCGGGAAUAGGCAACGGUUUCGUGCAGGAUAAUGGUAAUGGUGGUGGAAUUAGUGGGCUGAAUGGGAGUGGGAAUGGAAAUGGAAAUGGGAACGGGAACAGCCCGGAUGGAUUCCAGAUGAGUCAUGAUAUGACCAGCCUUUUUGAAGCGGCGUUGGGGAGUGUGGGGAUCAAUAAUGGGAAUGGCGGCCCUGGCAAUGCAGGUGCAGUUGGGAACGGCAAUGGAGGGUAUAUCCCGAUGCAGGAUGGCGAUGCCCUUGGGGGCGGCGUUGGGAGUAAUGUGUUUGGUGGGGACGAGGAGUUGUAUAAGCAGUUGAAAGACCUUUUUUAG
Venustampulla echinocandica is the source of this 2376-nucleotide messenger RNA. RefSeq lists its product as uncharacterized. The record is from RefSeq and is a predicted model, not a curated record. Bases 1 to 2376 code for a protein of 791 amino acids. NCBI's taxonomy places the organism in Eukaryota, Fungi, Ascomycota, Leotiomycetes, Helotiales, Pleuroascaceae. Gene Ontology annotation, cellular component: nucleus. The transcript is spliced from 4 exons. Gene Ontology annotation, molecular function: DNA-binding transcription factor activity, RNA polymerase II-specific; zinc ion binding; RNA polymerase II cis-regulatory region sequence-specific DNA binding. Gene Ontology annotation, biological process: positive regulation of transcription from RNA polymerase II promoter by galactose; DNA-templated transcription.